AUGUAGUGGCAUAUACAAGUGAAGAAAAUGGUAAUAAAGCUGAUACAUUAUCAAUAUAAGAGAACAAAACCUAAAAGACAUGGGAAAGUUCACGAACAGGACAAUAUCCGAUUGAGAUAAUUGUUCGCUUUCAUUACAGAUCUGAUGUUUAUCAUGUUUUAUUGUAAUCUUCAUAAGAAAAAAGUGUUCCGCAUAUAGAGUUUUAUAUAGGAGAUGGUUGGAGCGGUAGUUUUUCAGAUUGUGAAUAUAAAUUUGCAGGGUAAUUAAAUUAUUUUUUAAAAAAGUUAUUUUUUUUAAGUAAAGGAGAAAACAUAAUGA
Molecule: messenger RNA, 318 nt
Organism: Ichthyophthirius multifiliis
Lineage: Eukaryota; Ciliophora; Oligohymenophorea; Hymenostomatida
Exons: 1
Source: RefSeq, a predicted model, not a curated record